CAGUUCUCAUGCGGCGUUCGUUAGAACCGCAACGCAACGGAUUUAAACGGAAAACAGCUUAAAGGAUAAACGUACAAAUACGUAACGGUCUUAGGAACGACACGUGGGUGUAAAAAAGAAACGAAAACAGAAACCACAACUUCAGAUUACAAAAUCUUUAUGUGAUUUAAAAGCGGUGUGGAUUCAUCUGAGAAAAAACAGCUGGCGCACCAAAACUAAAGCAUGCCCAUCAAUUAUUUGAUUUAAUCACCAUUAACGAAAGAUUGAAGUGACCAAAGUGAAAUGAAUUCCGAGGAAUGCCCGCAAUUGGUCAACCUGUGAGUCCUGUGAAUCCUGUGUGAGUGCUGCUGGCUCGAGAAAUGGCCGUGUCCAGUUCAAUUAUGGAAACCGCCGCCCUUUUGGUCCUGCUGCUUGGCCUUUUCAUUCGAAGUGGCUACUGCAUAGACUGCUUCAAAUGCGUAUCCUUCAAUGGAGCCAACAAAGCCUGCGACGAUCCGUUCCACAACAACUACUCCACGGCCAUUUUGGAGUCGCCCUGUAUGGGCGGCCGAAAGGGGCGUGACGGCCUAUUUCCGGCUACCGCUUGCAUCAAGAUCUCCGGCUACUACGACGAAACCGGGAAGACGAUAACGGUGAGGGGCUGUGCCCUGGACAGCGGAACCCUGACCACCGAUACCGAGAUCAUCCGAAUGUCGCACUGCGGAAAGUUUUACUACGAUGGCGAUUACGUGCACGGUUGUCUGCAGAGUUGUAGCGACGCGGAUGCCUGCAACUCGGCCAGGAGACAGGGAGCGAAUCCUGCCGACCUGGAGGCGCUGAUGAGGCACCUGCUUAGCCUGGUGGUGCUCUUAAUCGCAGCCACCAGGUAGCAGCAUCGUUACCAGUAACUUUAGUAUCCGGAACAGAAGCACGAGGCGGAAAUAUCGCGGGGCAGCGAAGAAGACAUUUAAAGCGACUUCGCUGCGCCUGGAAAUUCAUUUCUUUUCCUUCGAAUCUGUCUCUGUGUCUAGGAUCGCACCCAAAUGUAAAAGCACUCGAGCAGCUGCAGCAAGGACACGCUCAACCACACUCUCUCUCACACACAUAAAAACAUUAUGGAAUUCAUCAAGCAAUUAUGUGAUUUAUAAGCGAAUACUUAACAACUAUCAAACAACAAUUGAUGAACACGAACGGAAACUAUUUAGAUGCUAAGCAUUCGAGAGUCGCAAAUCAAAGGAAACAGUGCAACCUAAAUUUAAAUUCUAAUUGCAAUUAUCUUCUAAGGAAGGAAUCUAGACUUUAAAUGCUGUCGCUGCUAAGUUUCUACGGAAAAACUAUGAUUAAUGGAAGGCAGGAAUGGUUUACAAUUUAUAAACGAUAUGUUUCACCUU
Molecule: messenger RNA, 1370 nt
Organism: Drosophila gunungcola (fruit fly)
Lineage: Eukaryota; Metazoa; Arthropoda; Insecta; Diptera; Drosophilidae
Exons: 6
Coding region: 360-869 (169 amino acids)
Source: RefSeq, a predicted model, not a curated record